Marasmius oreades (fairy-ring Marasmius) is the source of this 303-nucleotide messenger RNA. RefSeq lists its product as uncharacterized. The transcript has a single exon. The record is from RefSeq and is a predicted model, not a curated record. NCBI's taxonomy places the organism in Eukaryota, Fungi, Basidiomycota, Agaricomycetes, Agaricales, Marasmiaceae. Bases 1 to 303 code for a protein of 100 amino acids.
AUGAAAUGUCAUUGGCUUUGGACGCAAGAAGAUACGAACAAUCUCAUUGACCAGGGAUCAUCCAUCGACUUUUGUGCAAUUCUCCUCCCUUCGUUCCUCGGCCCAGAAAAUCGUCAAACGACUCGGAAGCGGGUGCCCACAUCCACAGGACUCACAUCGCUUUUUGACCUUCCUUCAAAAGAUCCUCCGCCACCCUCACCAACAUAUACCUUCCAUUUUCCCCGUUUCCCAUUCAAACCACGUUCUAUCCUUCCUUCUACAGGUCUCCAGUCCGACUCCUUAAUCCAUAGCAACCUCGGAUAA